Messenger RNA from Suillus subalutaceus, 678 nucleotides. RefSeq lists its product as uncharacterized. NCBI's taxonomy places the organism in Eukaryota, Fungi, Basidiomycota, Agaricomycetes, Boletales, Suillaceae. The coding region runs from base 1 to 678 and encodes 225 amino acids. The record is from RefSeq and is a predicted model, not a curated record. The transcript has a single exon.
AUGUGCUGGCAGUAUUCCGGAGCCAACUCCAAAUCAAGCGUUGAAAUGAAACGACUCACAAGGGUGUUUCUCGAUGAUGAUGAAUACAAGAGGGAAGACAUGAGAGUUUUUGAUGACGUGCAUGAGAAGAGGCUCUUGAAGGAGUAUCUCAAGGACAGAUCUAAUCUGUUCCGCAUGGAAAAUGGCUGGCGCUGCUCUUCGGUAAAAAUACGCCUACCCAAAGAAAAGGUGAAAUUUGCAUCAGAAGAAGCUGCUCCAGAAAUGGAGAUUAUGGGCGUUCAUCACUGCUCCCUCACUGACGUUGUUAGAUCUGUCUUUGAGGACAGUAUCAUGUCAACCUUUCACUUAAUGCCUUUCCGUCAGCGAUGGGAGAUCUCCGAAGGUCACACCAUGAAUGUAUAUAGUGAGGCAUAUUCCUCACCUUCUUUUCUGGAAGCCUACGAGGAGAUCAACGCGCUUCCCCGAGAUCCAGGCGAUAAUCUCGAGCGAGUCGUGGCCUCACUGAUGAUGUGGUCUGACAGUACUCAUCUUGCCAGUUUCGGAGAUGCAUCUCUCUGGCCCUUUUAUCUCUGUUUUGGAAAUCAAUUGAAGUACACACGAGGUAAGCCGACAGCGUCUGCUUGUCAUCAUGUGGCAUAUAUUCCAAAUGUAAGUCCUGUUCGCGAUCUAUCAAGUUGA